AUGGCAAACAGUCAUCUUCCUAAUUGUCACCCGGACGUCACGCCCGAUUGGCAGGACAUUGAUCACCCUCGGGCCAGUUUCGAACAAGCUAUUGCUCUUGAGCCAGUCCAAGGAGAACAAGGGCGUUAUGCUGGCUUCGCUCCAAAGGAUUGGUGUAGUCCACAUGGUCGAGACCUCUACCUACAUGGUGGCUAUAUAGCUGCACUGCUCAUCCGCGCAAGUCGGAAUUAUUUCCAGGAUUACCACGCCAAUCUCAACCAACCAGAUCCAAUUCAUAUGAGCCUGCACUAUCUGCAGCUAAUCCCCCCGGGUGCUUUCCAUAUCCAGCUCGAAGGCAUAAAACUAGGCCGGCGACAUUCAACCAUUCAAGCGAAGAUUGUGUCACCACACACCAAAAGCGCGGUCCUAUACAGCCUAGCUGUUCUUACCAUGGGUGAUCUAAAUAUCAAGUCUGGCAUCAAUAUGAGUCUGCCUCCAAUUCUGACUCCAGACAGAGAGCGUGAGUGCGCCCGCUGGACGAACGCAUUGUUUUACAAAUUGAACCCACCUACUGCGAGCAUUCGAUACUACAACCCUAAAGAUGGUGAAAGCCUCCUUUGGAGUCCUAGCAGGGGCCAGAAUUGCCGCGAUCAGUGGGGCAAGCUGGAUUCUGGCGAUAAUUUUCACUUGGAGCAUCUUGGCCUUAUGGCAGAUAUUAUUCCCCCUAUGCAUCUGAACUAUCAGAAGAAAGGAAUGAACGCUGUCCUCGAUUAUGAAUAUAAAACCAUGACUAUGGACUUUGACUUCCGUGCUGACCCCGCGGGCAAAAUGGAAUGGAUUUUGAAUCGUGCAAAGACGCAUAGACUGGAGGGAGGCCGGUUCGACAUGCAUAUCCAGAUGGUAGACGAGAACGGAAAUCUGGUAGCAACAGUGCAUCAGUCUAACUUGGUCUUUGAAAAUGGGCGGAGAAAUUCCCGCAAAACCAAGGGCUCUCUUUGA
This is a messenger RNA of Penicillium cataractarum, 978 nucleotides long. Its product is annotated as thioesterase family protein. Bases 1 to 978 code for a protein of 325 amino acids. The record is from RefSeq and is a predicted model, not a curated record. NCBI's taxonomy places the organism in Eukaryota, Fungi, Ascomycota, Eurotiomycetes, Eurotiales, Aspergillaceae. The transcript is spliced from 3 exons.